AUGUGGUCGUGGGCGAUUGUCUGGGGUGCGGCUUGUGGAGUCUCGUCUUCGGGUCCGCCGUUACCGUUUGAGAGUUGUUCGGCUACGUCUGUGUUGAGUGGGGAGUUUGCGGCUACGAAUGCACUGAGUCCGGGUUUGGACUACUGGAGUUCGGAGGGUCCGUUGGAUGCGAGUGAAGAGGUGACUUGGAAGGGUGGGUUUGGUUCGUUGACGGACGUGCGCGGGUUGGAGAUACGUUGGGCAUUGGCUCCGUCAGAGUUGGAGGUGUUAGGGAGCGGUGAUAAGUUGACGGAUCGAGUAUUAAUGGAUUGGAGAGGUACGACUAACUCGGACGCGAGUUUUAGUGAAUUGUUAGAAUUCCCAAAAGGGACGGAGACAGUGUUGGAGAUCAAGCUAGUGAUGAAGGGUAUGCCGCAUGACUACAUUGGUAUCCAGCAGGUGCGUGCAGUGGGUAGUGAUCAACAGAUCUUUAUGCUUGUUAGCGGCAUUGAAAGCCCCCGAGCUGAACAAUGCCUCCAGGGCGCGGGAACGGGCGCCAUGGUACAGGCUGCGGAGGUCGUCGUUGGCUCCUGCGAAUUCGCACUCGCUACCGGCACUGGCAAUGACGUGUGGCUCCGGACACCCACCGGACAAUUGGUGCUCGCACAGUCCGAACCGACUCUUUGUCUCGACUGGGGCGACACGGCACAGUACAACGAUGAACUGCUCGGCAGUGCCUGCCCACCCGGCGUUGAAAAUUGCGUACAGAACAAGACUGGAACCACCACUGGCACCACCACCACUGGCACAACCACCGGAUCGGGGAGUGCUACCUUGCAGUUGCAGCCCUGUACAGAAACUGACUCGCGGUUCGACUACCAGCCUAAUGGGCAGUUGCGGGCGGUAAUCGACCGACGGGACUUGUGUCUGACGGUCCAGGGUUCGAAGCCGGGGAUGGGCAAUUUGUUGGAGACGCACGAGCAGGGGAGCGAAGCGUCGAGCGUGGCGGACACGGACCACGAGUCGGAUAACGCUCUCACCGCCAGUCUGGAGACCUUCUGGGCAUCCAAAGGUUUUACGGAUUGCUCGGAACAUAAUGUGUACUGGCAGUUCGAUUUUGGUCAGGCUGUGAAAAUACACCAAGUCAAAAUAGAUUGGGAAUACUCCCCCCUGGCCUACUCGCUGAUGGCCAGUAGUGACGGUAAUGCCUUUACCACACUCGUCUUCAACCCAGUUAACCCGAACAAUGUUACGUUAGACGAUUUGGGUGUUGCCAAGACGAGAUGGAUUCGUGUGGUAAUGCAUAAGCCGCACCCCGUCCAUGGACUUGUUACGCAAAGUUCGUCCAGUGCCGCCGCCAAAACUGGUGCUGCCAAAGGUCAGGUUUAUGGUUAUGGAAUCAGGAAUAUAAAAAUAUUACAAAAUAAAUUAAAAUUAAAUUUAAUUAAUUGCGACAAAGCUGGGAAACUUACUACAGGAGGGGACAAGUGGUUCCUGAACGCCGUUCGGAACUUUAACGCUGACGAAGCGCGCCGCACGCGGCUCUCCGGCGAGGACUACGUUGAAACAUUAAAGAGUGUACAGCAGUCAGCUUCGAACCUGGCGGAGGUUUUGCCAGACAUCAGUAGUUGCAAGUCCGUAGUAGCUGGUCUGCAAAAGGAGUAUGACAAAACAGAGAAGAUACAGGAGAUUCGUGACCGGCUGCGUUCACUUGAAGAGAAACCCACGUCCUUUGCGCUUACGCAACCAAUCCUUGGUAUGAGUCGCGAGUACCCCCUAAUGUCCACAUGCAAAGUCUCCGCUGGGUCCUCAGGGGUAGGGUUCUACUACGUGCAAGUGCCGUGUUCGUCUACAGGCGUAUUACGGUUGUUUUGCGACGACGAAAACGACGGGCUGUUUCUCUACGACGGGGCACGAGUUGCGACACGCGAGAGUACGCUGGACAUCGAGCGCGCGUGUGCGACAGAGGGCCUGAUGCCAGUGGUAGUGAAGAGUGCAAAAGAGUACGAGUACAUGGUCACGAUGUUGAAGUCCAUGUCACUGCGCGGGCGCGCGAACAUCCCGUUGGCAUUCGACCUGGGUUGUGCCCGCGGAAGUUGCCUGGGUGUGUAUCAUGAUCUCGGACGUUUGGCCGAGGUGAGUAGUGUGCUGACUCGCUAUCUGUCCACCUCGGGUUCGAGCUCCGCCUCCGACUCUGGCUCGACUUCCGGAUCGGCGUUGGCUUUGGUGUCGCGAGGGGGCGUGUGGACGGUGGACUACAGCGACUGGCUAUCGGAGGUGCAGAGCGGCUUCCUGUGUUCGCAAUUGGGGAGUUUGCGGGAGGCAGGAUACCGCGCGAUGUUGGCCUGUUCGACACGAGGUACGUCCCCGAUUUUCCAGGGCGGUAGGAAUACAUUUGUUCGAGUUUCUUGCCCGGGCAAUUGCGGCCUAGUAGCAGAACAUGAGGUGUUUGGCGGGACGGGGUUGUAUGCAGAUCGAUCGCACGUUUGCAAGGCGGCAGUGCACGCGGGUGUGCGUGAUCUGGCUGACUUCUUGGUGGCGUUGGAGAGUCCAGCGGCAUCCUACGGUGCGGUGGUAAGCAACGGUAUUAGCAGUCGUGCAUUGGCGGGGCCCACAACCUCCGCACUACGUCUAUUGGAUGCGCUGGAUCGCUGCCCGGUCCAGGACCUGUUGGCGGCGACUGUCGAAACGCGUGUGAUGAAGGACUUGAAUGCCCAAAUAGUCCUGCCCAAGACGCAGGACUGGACCGAGAGCGAAAGUCUGGGUGCGCAAAAAGCGGUCACCGCACAACUCAACGCCGCGCCACUUGCUGCGGGCGCAAAUAAGGCCACGAUCGAGAGCUGGAAUCGCACCCGCGACCUCUCGGCGCUCCUACAAAAAGUCGAUGCGCUAAGUCUCACGUACUCCCGCCAAACGACCGUCACGAGUCUGGUCGACGGACGUGGACUUGUCAAACCCAUAGAAGUAACAACCACACGCCUCCAGGGCCGUAGCGAUCAAUCAUACGUGAUACUAACUCGCACCGUCAAACGUGUCCUGGGUGUCGUCGCCGAGUACUUUACGAAAUUAAUGGAGACACAAUCACGUAGCGCAGCCCUCAUACAGUCCCGACAGCGUCACAUAGCCGUUCUCGACCUGGACCGCGAUGACCUUUCUUUGGAAGACUUCCUGGCCUUCCCGCCGAGUCGUGCAACCUCGGCCACCACUGCGACCUUCUCGUUGGGACGCUCGGACACCCUUGCGCAUCGUGUGAUCAUUAUGCAGGCGACGGCGGGAGCUGAGAUCGGCACGGAUUCGGAGUCCGCCGUUGUGGAAUUCGUGGAGGGACAGCCACUGGAGUUUGGGGGCGAGUCGAUUUUGUUAACUCGAAAUCUGUACCACUACGACGGUGAGUUGACAGCGGAGUUAACCGUUCGAGGCACUGUGUUGGUAGGUUGGAGAGUACGUGCUGCGAGUGGUGACGGCUUUUGGUUGUGGUUAUCUCCGGACCGUGUGUCAGAGGAGCCACGAGUACGGUUCAAGUUAGUGCGCCGGUUCAAGGGCCGUGUGUCCUCACUGUCGCUCUGGGCAUCAGUGUUAGUGUCAGAUGCAGAGACGGUGCGGUUACGUGUGACACUUGGCCGUGGAAGACACACACUGUUCCUCGAGGGAUUGCGCGCACUCGACGUGUUCGAUGAGACACUGACUUCCGGCCAGCUCGCUCUAGGAAUCUGGACGGGAGCCGCGGAGGCGUACCUGCACUUCGAACCUCACUGUUGCGAAAAACCGAGCACCACACGCGUCCUUCGAGCACCCGCACGCUGCGCCUCCUUCCAAGACACCUUCCGUCUUGCGCCAAGCGAAACGUUCCUCCUCUCGCCACGACAUGACGCCACUCUCCAACGCAACCUCCAGGGACGCACUACGGCCUACCGACUUUCGCACUGGUCGCAGUCCGCAAAUGGUCGUGCCGCAAAUGGUCGUGCCGCAAAUGGGCGUCGAGAAAACUCGGUCCGGGGACCUUCCGCGCCACAGUCGGAUGGAACACAGCCGCAUUGGGCCAUGCUCGACCUACCCGGGCGCCACACGUCGUGCUCUCAAGGCACCUUCACGUUCGACUUUCUCGCAACCCCCGAGUGCCCCGACCUCGAAAUUGGACCCAUCAUUUGGCCACAGCCCUUUCUUAAUGAUAUUCCGGGCGACCACGAGGAGGAAGGGGAUGAGUCAGGACGUGAUACAGCACCGGACCAUAGCAUCUACCAAUGGCUGGCAGUCACCCCCAGCGGCUCAGCCAAAGGCUAUGCCAACCGCGGGGCACCGUCGACGCCUCUACUGCAACCUCCUCUGGCGCAGUCUUCUCUGAUACACAUACCCGUAGUCGUUGACGAACAGUUCCUUGAACCCCUACUCCACAAUCGCUGGUACACUCUCACCACCCUGCUCACACCUGAGGACUCAAACCUGCUCGUUCUGGAUGGUCGCAGAGAACUCGGCUUCCUAUCCGUCAGAAACCGCCAAGAAUCGAGCGACCAAGACUAUCGUAUCGGCAUCGCCUACCGCAACUGUGAUCAUGCCUUUGUAACCAGGAUCCGACUGCACCCAUGA
Molecule: messenger RNA, 4563 nt
Organism: Gregarina niphandrodes
Lineage: Eukaryota; Apicomplexa; Conoidasida; Eugregarinorida; Gregarinidae
Product: LCCL domain protein
Exons: 1
Coding region: 1-4563 (1520 amino acids)
Source: RefSeq, a predicted model, not a curated record